Molecule: messenger RNA, 1970 nt
Organism: Dermacentor albipictus
Lineage: Eukaryota; Metazoa; Arthropoda; Arachnida; Ixodida; Ixodidae
Source: RefSeq, a predicted model, not a curated record
GCGAGAUGAAGAAGAAGAAGCACCGUUCUUGAGCUUGAGUGGUCGGUUCGAGCUACCCGUCUGCAAGGUGCGAGCAGGAGGCCUGGCGAGCUGGUGUUCGGAUCGCAACAGUCCAGUUGGAGUCACUACUGGUCCAGCCUACACGUGUACACGUGCGACGGUACCACGUCUGAUUAGACAAGCUUGAGGAGAGUGCGUGCCAGUUGAAUCCUGCUCGUGCAUGUUGAUACCUUCUACCGGAAAGAAAUGCUUCUGUUGCCUGGAAUUCUGGUUCUGCUCGCCACAUGUGCUCAAAGCAAGAGAGACGUCGGCCAGCUGCCGCUAGGAAUUAAGGGACACGGAAUCAUGGACCUACACAAAGGAGACGUCGCCCUUGUAUUCUACGUGACGGUGAGCAACCUAGGGCACGAUCCACUCUCCCUGUCACUCGUGAGCCGCUCGUGUUGCCAGCAAGUGGCACCCGGCGACGUCGACUGUGACUCCAUGUUGCUGAUUGGAGGCGACAUGGGAGACAUUUAUCCUGGAGACAGCCGGAACCUCACGGCCUACUACGCAAAUAUGUACCUCGUGGACCGGGUCGGCUACUGCGAGUUCGAGAUUGCAGUGCCGGAUGGCGAGAAGCUGAUCCACACGGUUUCCUUCAACACAACGGUGCCCAGGGCAGGAUCCAACGCGCCCGCCUUUCUCCGUGACUUCUUCAGUCCGUCCGAGCUGAAGACAUGCCGCAGCCCCGACUUGGACCCGACACGGUCGUGUCAACCCGUGCUGUGCGACAUCAAGUACAACGGGGUGCGUAACUUCUUCAACGAGACGAGCCAGCGUUGCGAGCCCACGGCCAACUGCUGGGACAACGCGGAGGAGGAGAUGGUGUAUCUGGCUGGCAGCAACACCUGCCGACGUGUGGGCGAGGUUCUGUCGGACGAAGAGUUGGAGUUCUUCGAGAGCUUCCAGGAAAAGAAGUCGCCGCUUCGAUACAUGCACGGCUACCCCAUUAAGGUGAACUGCCACGAGGGACGCCCGGAUCCCGCGAACCAGUGGUGCCUGUGCGACCCGGGGUGGGAGAGCGAGCCGCUGGACUACGGCAGCUUCAACCCGGACCUGAUGGUGUACCACAUGUGCACCGUCUACGUCGGCGUGACCACGGCCGCCGCCAACUCCUCCUCGCCGACCCACCGUCACCGACACCACAAGAAGAAUUUCCUCGCCAACAUCCCCAAGAAGCGCCGCCGAGGAGAGCUGGAGCGCAGAACGAGGCUGAUGGCGCCAUCGAAAUCUCGAGGCCGGGCAUUGGGGGACCGUGGGAGAGCCGAUGCGUCUGCCGAAGAAUACGUUGCUUCUGAGCCCUCUGCAGCCGAUGGAGAUGGCGCUUCGUGGUUCAGCUCGUACGUCAGCGACACCCACAUGAAGAACAUAGUGCUACCCGUGCUUAUUGCGGCGGUGGCGCUGUUGUCGUGCCUCGUGAUCGUCAUGUGCAUCUUCGUCGCCGUCGAGUGCCAGAAGUUCAACGUGGUCUCAAGGGGUGGCGAUGUGGGCUUGCCGGAACAUUCCGACUGAAAGGAGUUAUGUGCAAGGAAUCACGAGGACGAAAGAAGGUGCAUGGUGGACACACAGGCGUUCGUUCGUUCGCUCAAGCACCUGUGUCGACCGCGCCUUCUUUUGACCUGGCUCUUUUAUGUUUUUAUUUUUUUUUUUGCACUUAGCUCCUGCCUUUAGAGCUCUGAAACAUCACGCUACCGCGAGGAUCUCCUUGUUUUUUAUUUAAUUUUAUUGUCGUGGUAUGACGAAAAAAUAACGCCGUAGAAAAUAUAUAUAUGCUCUUUCAGCGCCAAAUACACGUUUAAAGAUACUUUAAGCAGUUAAACAAGUUAUAAUCAACACAAAAGAAGCAUCUUACGCGCAUCAAAAACACCAUACAAUAUAACUAAGGGGACCCAAAUAAAUAUAAUCAAUCUCGUUAAUCAAGAGAAAAA